This is a messenger RNA of Dreissena polymorpha, 1665 nucleotides long. Its product is annotated as putative nuclease HARBI1. The transcript is spliced from 6 exons. The record is from RefSeq and is a predicted model, not a curated record. The coding region runs from base 394 to 1419 and encodes 341 amino acids. NCBI's taxonomy places the organism in Eukaryota, Metazoa, Mollusca, Bivalvia, Myida, Dreissenidae.
AUGAAUUAAGAGACGAAGAAAUCAUCGCACGAUACAGACUGAGCAGAGAAGCGAUUACGUACCUGAAUGAAACAUUGAGGGUAGAUUUAGAACCGAAGACAAAAAGAUCAAACUCACUCUCAUCUCUUACUCAGGUACAGACUAAAUUAUUUUACGGGUGCAUGUAAAGAAAUGUUCACUGCAUUGUAACCAAUUGAACUGUUGGGAAUCGUCUUUGAUAAACAUGCGUUUUGUAGAUAUGGAUCAAUUUGUGUUUGUAAACAAAAUAAAGUUUAGCUAAAGAAACUUCAGCGUACAGUUUACAUAGUAUUGACAGGCCUGUAUAAAGUCGCGCCAGUCAAAAAUCAUAAAAAGCGACAUUUAAAGUUAUGGUAGCCAGAACUAAAUAAAGUUAUGUUAAGUAUCAUCAAACGAUCCGGCAAAAAUGUUCAUUAUCUAGCGCCAAGUAACAAAAAUGCUCUUUAUGUGUUGCAUCUCAUACAGGUACUGUUGUGGGUUAUGCAUAUAUAUUAUGUCUAUAAACGGCAUAAAGACAUGAACUAUUUAACUGUGUUAUUCGGACGGUGUCAAACUCGGAUUCUAGCGAUACUAUUUGAAUAUUUCUUGGCAAAGGUUCUAAUCGGGCUUCGGUUCUUGAGCAAGGGUGAUUUUUUUUCUGAGGUUGCAGAUAUUCAUGGUGUCAGUAAGCCUACAGCAGCUCGAUGCUUCCAUGUUUUCAUUGAUAGCCUGAAUCGUCGUCUACAUAAUAUCAGAUUCCCAACUGAAAAUGGCGCUAUGGCACUCUCAAAACAAGACUUCUACAGGCGGUGUAGGAUUCCAAACGUUCUCGGUGCUGUGGAUGGGACUUUGGUUCCAAUUCUAGGCCCUUCCGAAAAUGAAGAGGCAUAUAUUUGUAGAAAGGGGUUUCACGCCAUCAAUGUGCAAGCUGUUUGUGAUUCUCGAAUGAAUUUCAUAGAUGUAGUUGCAAAGUGGCCAGGUUCGCAGCAUGAUGCUUCCAUUUUCAACACCUGUGGUCUAAAGGAACACCUGGAAAGAACACAUGCAGGAAUUUUGCUUGGGGAUAGCGGAUAUGGCCUGAGAAGAUAUCUUCUAACACCUAAACAAAAUCCCAUGACAGAGUCUGAAAGGCGUUACAAUAAUUACCAUGCCAGGGGAAGAGUGGUUAUUGAAAGAGCGUUUGGUGUGCUGAAAUCUAGAUUUCGAUGCCUACACAAAUCUGGUGGUGUACUUCCAUUCAACCCUACAAAAAGUUCUCAUGUUGUUGUGGCCUGUAUGAAGCUGCAUAAUCUGUGCAUAACGUUCAACGUGAAGGAACCACAAGAUGCAGUCCAUGUGAAUGAGCUGGCAAAUGAGGAUGUCUUAAAUGAGCAUGAUGACAAUGCGCAUUCAUUUAGACAGGCAAUCAUUAACAUGUUUUGAAUGACUGGUUAUAAGCACGUUGUAAUUUUGUAUAGCUGUAGUUAAACAAUUCAAUUCAAAUUGAUAUGAACUGUUUUGUUUACAUAAAAGUUUACUGUAUUUAUGCCCCCCUUCGAAGAAGAGGGGGUAUAUUGUUUUACACAUGUCGGUCGGUCCGUCCACCAGAUGGUUUCCAGAUGAUAACUCAAGAACGCUUAGGUCUAGGAUCAUGGAACUUCAUAGGUACAUUACUCAUGCCUGGCAGAU